AUGAAGGUAACAGCAUAUCUCGUGCCUGAAGCCAAUAUGGCGCCGAGCUCCUCCCCGGAAGCUGGAUUUUCGGGAGGAAGGACCGCCCUCGCUGGCCCGACUGGAGAGAAUUUUGGUCAAUAUCAGAUCCAAACCUCCCGAAGCCCAAGCACGGAGUAUGACACGACCGCAGAUGGGAUUGAGGAAUAUUCACCUUCAGAGGACGGAGAGAACGGAGACGAUUUCGCCUCCCCAUUUCCAUUCAGGACCACAUCCCCCGCUGAGAGCACAUCUCCAGCUCAAAGCACACCCUCGACUGAGUACGUCGCUGCGGCCAAAUUCACAACUCCAGUCAAGAAGACUCCCGCCAAGAGCACUCCGCCCAGCACGCCUCCUACCAAGGUGAAGCUCACGCCCAUGAGAACGCCCCCAGUCCAAGCCGAACGCAAGCGAUACCUCACGGCGUCACCCCACAAGCACCCCCUGAUGAAGUCAUCAAAGCCAAUUCUGGUAGACUUCCAUCCUCGCAACUCCAGCCUCGAGCAUAUCCAAGCCCUCCGAGCGCGCCUCGACAUGGGUGAGGAGCUCGUCUACAAGACCCAGGUAAAUCUCAUCCGCUGGCAAAAUACCAUCUCAGCCCAACUCCAGGACCUGAAGACGGAAUUUCGCAAAACUAACACCAAAACCAAGAAGCGCCAGGACAAACUUGAAGACCAGCAGGACAAGCUCGAGGAGAGACAGGAGGUCACCGACUCCCGCAGCGCCAGAAACGAGCGCCGCAUCGCAGAGGUCGAGGUCACCAUCGAAGAUGUCAUUGGCAAGCCGCCUAACCUGCCCGGACUCUUCCCGCCUGGUCACUCGUCGUACUUUAGUGGACCGACGAGUCCCAGCCGUCUUCCUGGAGCAUGGGGUCCCAGAAGCAGUCGCAGCUCGCGGACGUCGCGGACGGGCUCGGCGGCUCCUCUUCCUAGCAUCGAGAUGGAAGACGCAGUCAAGAGUAUCGCGCCAACCUUGGGCGGUCGCUCUAUCAGCUCCUCGGCCAGUGCUACCCCGAACGUGUCUUUUUUGGCUGGUUCCAAGAGAAAAUCCGAGGAAGUAGAUUUUGACGACAAGGACUCCGAAAAGAAAGACUCGAAGAAGCAGAAAAAGACGGAGAGAAAGGCGCCCGUCAAAAAGCAAGUUGAACCGAAGAAGGACGACACAGAGGCGAAGAAGAAUCCCGCCGAAUCGACCAAGGCCACGCUCGAGAAGACGACUGCAUCGCAGAAGCCACCGAAGCGCAAGGCGGAGGAGGAGCCCAAAGAGGACCAUGAAGCGGUGGAGAAGCAGAAUCGUGAUAAGAGCGCUCAAACUUCUAGCAAGAGGCCCGUAAAGAAGGCUAGAACAACCAAGAAGCCUGCUGCCGUCCCUAAAAAGACAACUGCAGCGCCCAAGCGCCAGAAGCGUAAGACAGAGGAGGAUAUUAAAGAGAACGGCAAAGAUGAGGAAAAGAAGAUCCAAGACGAUGAGUCUGGCAAGAGACCCAUUAAGAAGGCCAGAACGGUCAAGCAGUCCAAUACCAAGCCCCAAAAAGCUGCUACCACAUCCAAGAAGACGACUGCAGAGCUCAAUGCCCGGAAGCUCAAGGCAGAGGAGCAGCCCGAGAAGAACGAUGAAGAGACGGAGAAGAAGGAUGUCAAGGAGGAUAUCAAGGAGGAAGAAGCUAAGUCCGACGCAGAGGUGAAGCCUGUCAACGCUUCGAAGACGAAGAAGCCUGUCAAGCCGGCGGCGCCAGGGACCAGAACUGGCCUUCGUAGUCAGAAGACGGAGGCUGCUCCCGCUUGA
Colletotrichum godetiae is the source of this 1803-nucleotide messenger RNA. RefSeq lists its product as uncharacterized. Bases 1 to 1803 code for a protein of 600 amino acids. Lineage: Eukaryota; Fungi; Ascomycota; Sordariomycetes; Glomerellales; Glomerellaceae. The transcript has a single exon. The record is from RefSeq and is a predicted model, not a curated record.